Molecule: messenger RNA, 1142 nt
Organism: Hemibagrus wyckioides
Lineage: Eukaryota; Metazoa; Chordata; Actinopteri; Siluriformes; Bagridae
Gene: knop1
Product: lysine-rich nucleolar protein 1
Exons: 4
Coding region: 73-1101 (342 amino acids)
Source: RefSeq, a predicted model, not a curated record
GAAGCUGAUGGAAGCACUUCCGGUUUACUUCCGCAAGGUGCAGGACGAGGCUGUGGUCGGAGAGAGAGUGAGAUGAAGGAAGGAGGUAUAGAAACGAGGGACGUUCCAGAAAAAGAGAGAAAGAAAAAGAAGAUGAAGAGAGCAAAAGAGGAAGCAGAAGAAGAGAGCCAGGAAGGUAUAGAAACGAGGGACGGAGGAGUUCCGGACAAAAAGGACAAGAAAAAGUUAAAGAAGGAUUUGAGAGAGGAAGAGCUGGAGGAGGAUAAAGCUGAGGAGCUUCUGAAGCCGAAAAAGAAAAAGAACAAAAAGACGGAGGAGGAAGAGGGAGCGGUGAAUCGUGGAGAAGGAGAGAAAAAGAAGAAGAAGAAGAAGAAGGCAAAGGAGGAUGAAGAAGAUGAAGAGACAGAGGAAGUUUGUGAGGAGAAAAAGAAGAAAUCUGAGAGGAACUCUGAGGAGAGCGGCUCGAGCAGCAUCGAAGAAACGUCACACAGAUCUGAGAAGAGGAAAAGAAAGAAAGAGAAGGGAGGAGGAGAGGAUGGAGGAGAGGAGACCACAGAACUGGAGCUGAACAGAGAGACGGAGAGAAAGAAGAAGAAAAAGAAGAAAGCGGGAGAGCAGGAGAGAGAAAUUGACCAGCAGGAGGAGGAGGGAGGAGAAAAGAUGAGGAAGAAAAAGAAGAAGCGAAAGGAGAAAGAAGUGGAGGAGGAGGAAGAGGAGGAGGAGAGAGAGACGGAGGAAGACGUGCAGACUUCAGCUUUACAGAAGGACAAAGAACCACAAUCCAAAUCAAAUUUCGGUCAGUGGGACACAGCGCAGUUCGACAGCUCCGAGCGGCAGAUGAAGUUCCUUCGGCUGAUGGGGGGCUUAAAGAAAGGCCCCCAGGGGGCGGGGCAGAGUGCCGGCCGCUUCAACAUGGCUCUGGGAAAGGAGGGGCAGCAGAACCUGCAGCAAGGCCUCAUGGGAGAGUUCGAGCGGGCACAGAACCGGAGAAUGGACUUUCAGAACCGAGGGGCGGGGCUUGGGUUCUCAGCGCUGCUGGAGAAGAAGUUUCAUAUUGACGCCAACGCUCGGAGUGAGAACUCCACACGCUUCGAUGACUGAGCGGAGCGGAGUCAAACACUGUGUGUGUGUGUGUGUGUGUG